AUGGCUAAAAGCUAGCGAGGAGUAUUGAGGACCACGAUGGCUCAGAUUUCCACAACCUUGAAUAGAGGUCCAAACGUUUGGGCCAUCACCUCUGAAGAAAGAACAAAGCAUGACAGGCAGUUUGAUAACCUGAAGCCAGUUGGAGGAUAUGUUACAGGUGAUCAAGCCCGUACGUUUUUUUUACAGUCAGGUCUGCCGCCACAAGUCUUGGCUGAAAUAUGGGCUCUUUCAGACCUGAACAAGGACGGGAAAAUGGAUCAACAGGAAUUCUCCAUUGCGAUGAAACUCAUCAAGCUAAGACUGCAGGGCCAGCCCCUGCCAGUGAUUCUCCCUCCUGUGAUGAAGCAGCCGCCGGUUUUCUCUCCCUUGAUGUCUGCUCGCUUUGGCAUGGGCAGCAUGCCAAAUCUGUCUAUUCCAGCGCCUCUGCCUGCAAUGACACCCCUCGCUCCCAUAUCUUUUCCUUCGGUGACAUCCAUCCCGCCCUUAGUUGUUUCUGCUCCCCUGAUGCCUUCCACCAGCACCGCCUCAUUGCCAAAUGGAAUAUCCAGCCUUCUUCAGCCGUUGCCCGUGUCAUACUCCUCAACUUUGCCUCAUUCUAGUUCGCACAGUCCCAUGAUGGGAGGAUUUGGUGUCGCCAAUAUCCAGAAAACGCAGUCCCUGAUAGAUUUAGCAUCUAGUAGUUCAAAUUCUUCUUCUACCACAUCACUAACUGGAAGUUCACCAAAGACUAAAUCCUCUGAUUGGGCAGUUCCUCAGGCUUCCAGAUUAAAAUACCGGCAGAAAUUUAAUAGCCUUGAUAAAGGAAUGAGUGGAUACUUGUCAGGUUUUCAAGCCAAAAAUGUCCUCCUGAAAUCAAAUCUUUCUCAGACCCAGUUAGCCACUAUUUGGUCACUCGCUGACGUUGAUGGGGACGGGCAGCUGAAGGCAGAAGAGUUCAUAUUAGCUAUGCAUUUGACUGACAUGGCCAGAGCUGGGCAGCCCCUUCCAUUAACUCUGCCUCCUGAGCUAGUGCCGCCUUCCUUCAAAAAUGGAAAGUAUGUUGAAAAUACAAAUGGUGCUCUGUCUGCAUACCAGAGAAUGCAAGAGGAAGAACCCCAAAAAACUUUCCCCGUUACCUUUGAGGAUAAAAGGAAAGCAAACUACGAACAGGGCAAUAUGGAACUGGAGAAGCGUCGCCAAGUGCUGUUAGAGCAACAGCAGCGAGAGGCAGAACGCAAAGCUCAGAAGGAACGAGAAGAAAAGGAGCGGCGAGAGAGAGAGCAGCAGGAGCAAGAGCGGAAGAAGCAGCUGGAGCUGGAAAGGCAGCGGGAGAGACAGUGGGAAAUGGAAAGGCAACGAGAGGAAGAGAGGAGGAAAGAAAUCGAAAGGCGGGAGGCAGCAAAGCAAGAACUUGAGCGCCAACGGCGCCUGGAAUGGGAAAGAAUUCGCCGUCAAGAUCUUCUUAAUCAGCGUAACCGAGAACAAGAAGAAAUUGUUAAGCUGACAUCUAAGAAGAAGAGCCUUAAUCUUGAACUGGAUGCACUGAACGGCAAACACCAGCAGAUCUCUGGGAGAUUGCAAGACAUUCGAAACAGAAAGCAAAUUCAAAAGAAUGAGCUAGAUCUGGUGGACAAGAAGUGUGACUUGGGACUGAUAGAAAUCAAACAGCUGCAGCAACAGCUUCAGGAAUAUCAGAACAAGCUGAUGCUCCUGGUUCCAGAAAAACAGCAGCUAAGUGAGAGGAUAAACCAUAUGCAACUGGACAACUCGCCUAAUGCAGAACUUAAUUCACUGCAAAAGAAGUCCUCAGAAAAGGAGGGAAUAUGCCAAAGACUUAGGGAACAGCUAGACGCACUUGAAAAAGAAACGGCUUCCAAGCUCUCUGAAAUGGACGCUUUUAAUGCUCAGCUCAAGGAUUUAAGGGAGACCUGCAACACCCAGCAGUUAGCCCUAGAGCAGCUGCACAGGAUCAAGCAAGAGAAAGUCAGAGAGCUAGAGAAAAAAAGAGCAGAGCUUGUGCAGAAAAAGAGAUUGGAGGAGGAAGCUUCACGGAAAGCAAAACGGGAAAAGGAGAAUUUGUGGCAGGAGAAUAUCCGGAGGGAGGAAGAAGAGAGAAGAAAGCGACUACAGGAAGAGCGGAUGCAGGAAAAAAUCCAAGAGGAAAAGCAGAAAGCCAUGGAGGCCGUCGCACAAGAGAAGGAGGCCCAGCAGCAAAAACUAGCGGAGGAGAAGCUUGGACAGGAAAAGAAAGCCAAGCAAGCAGAGAUGCUAAGAGAGGCUGAAUUGCAGAAGCAGCAAGAAGACGACAGAAGAAGGCAGGAGCAGAUUGCAAAAGAGGCUGAGGAGAGACGCAAACAGCUGGAGGAAGAGAAGCGAAGAAAAGAUGCAGCCCGCCUGCAAGAGCCAGAGAAACCCAUUUCCCAGCUCCACCUCAGUGAGAAAUUUGCAAACCUCCUGAAACAGACGGAAGGUCGAAACCUCAAGUCAACAUUGAAACAUGAAGGUCGUACUGUGAGUUCCUCUGAUUCUAGGAAAUCAGUUGCCUUUGUGAACUACAGAGCUCUAUAUCCCUUUGAAGCCAGGAAUCACGAUGAGAUGAGUUUCAACGCUGGAGACAUAAUUCAGGUUGAUGAGAAAACUGAGGGAGAGCCUGGCUGGUUAUAUGGGAGCUUCCAGGGGCAUCUUGGGUGGUUUCCUUGCAAUUAUGUAGAAAAAAUACCCGAAAAUGAAAAAGCGUUUCCAUCUCCAAAGAAAGCCUUACUUCCUCCGACAAUAUCGUUGCCAGCUGCCUCAGUUCCUGCAGAGCCCGUUUCGCCAAGUAAACCUGCAGACGAAUCGGAUUACCAAAAUAUAUCUGUCUCAAGCCUAAAUGUUAACACGUGGCAGAAGAAAUCUGCUUUUACUCGCACGGUAUCCCCAGGAUCUGUUUCUCCCAUCCGUGGACAGGGGCAAGUUGUCGAGAACUUGAGAGCCCAAGCCCUCUGCUCCUGGACGGCCAAAAAAGAGAACCACCUGAAUUUCUCCAAAAACGACAUCAUUACAAUAUUGGAGCAGCAAGAAAAUUGGUGGUUUGGAGAAGUGGGCGGAGGAAGAGGAUGGUUUCCCAAAUCCUAUGUCAAGAUCUUGCCGGGGAAUGAAUACCAAAAAGAAGAAUCAGAAGCGGUUUAUGCAGCUGUAAAUAAGAAGCUUGCCACACCAUCUUAUACACCGGGAGAGGAAUAUAUAGCACUGUAUCCUUACGCAAGUUCUGAACCUGGUGAUUUAACGUUCAUGGAAGGUGAAGAGAUAUUAGUUACUCAGAAAGACGGAGAAUGGUGGACCGGAAACGUUGGCGAAAGAACCGGCAUCUUUCCUUCAAACUAUGUCAAACCAAAGGAUUAUGAUAGUUCUGCUACUACGAGCAAAGCAGGAACAUUAAAUAAGAAACCUGAAAUCGCGCAGGUGACCACAGCCUAUACUGCAUCAGGAGCAGAACAGCUCAGUUUGGCCCCGGGACAGCUAAUCCUCAUUUUGAAGAAGAAUUCCAGUGGAUGGUGGCAGGGAGAGCUGCAGGCAAGAGGGAAAAAGAGGCAGAAAGGAUGGUUCCCUGCUACCCAUGUGAAACUUCUGGGUCCAAGCAACGAAAGGACCACCCCAGCUGCUAUCUCAAUUUUUCAGGUGAUAGCUAUGUAUGAUUACUUGGCAAACAAUGAAGACGAGCUCAGUUUCUCUAAGGGGCAGCUUAUUAACGUAUUGAACAAAGAUGAUGCAGAUUGGUGGCAAGGGGAGAUCAAUGGCGUGUCGGGCCUCUUUCCUUCCAAUUACGUGAAGAUGACCACAGACUCUGAUCCAAGUCAGCAAUGGUGCGCUGAUCUCCAGAGCCUUGACACAAUGCAGCCGAUGGAGCGGAAAAGGCAGGGUUAUAUCCAUGAGUUGAUUCAAACAGAAGAAAAGUACAUGGACGAUCUGCAGCUUGUGGUAGAGGUUUUCCAAAAACGAAUGGCUGAAGCAGGCUGUCUCUCAGAAGCAGAAAUGGGAUUGAUCUUUGUCAACUGGAAGGAGCUCAUUGUGUCCAAUACAAAGUUGCUAAAAGCGUUGCGUGUGCGUAAGAAGACGGGGGGAGAAAAGAUGCCCGUGCAGAUGAUUGGCGACAUCUUGGCUGCUGAACUCUCUCACAUGCAGGCCUACAUCCGGUUCUGCAGCUGCCAGCUGAACGGAGCAGCCCUCUUGCAGCAGAAAACGGAUGAGGAGUCAGACUUCAAGGAUUUUUUGAAGAAACUGGCUUCGGACCCUCGCUGCAAAGGAAUGCCCCUCUCCAGCUUCCUGUUGAAACCUAUGCAGAGAAUUACGCGUUACCCUCUUCUCAUAAAAAGCAUUUUGGAGAACACCCCAGAAACGCACCCAGAUUACAAUAAUCUGAAAUUGGCCCUUGAGCGUGCAGAGGAGCUAUGUUCCCAGGUUAAUGAGGGCGUGCGCGAAAAAGAAAAUUCAGACCGACUUGAGUGGAUACAAUCCCAUGUGCAGUGUGAAGGGCUUGCCGAGCAACUGAUUUUCAACUCUUUGACUAACUGCCUGGGCCCGCGAAAACUUUUGCACAGUGGCAAACUGUACAAAGCAAAGAGCAACAAGGAACUCCACGGCUUUCUCUUCAGCGACUUCCUGCUUCUCACUUACAUGGUCAAGCAGUUCGUCUCCACGGGGUCUGAUAAACUGUUCAGCCCCAAAUCGACUUCUCAGUUCAAAAUGUACAAAACGCCUAUUUUUCUUAACGAAGUCCUAGUGAAAUUGCCAACCGACCCGUCCAGUGAUGAGCCAGUUUUCCACAUCUCUCACAUCGACAGAGUGUACAUCCUAAAAACAGACAAUGUCAAUGAGAGAACUGCCUGGGUCCAGAAGAUUAAAGGAGCUUCGGAGCAUUACAUUGAAACGGAAAAGAAGAAACACGAGAAAGCUUACCAAGCUCGAUCACAGAAGAGUUCAGGAAUAGGCCGCUUGAUGGUGCAUGUGAUUGAAGCAACAGAACUGAAAGCAUGUAAACCUAACGGGAAAAGCAACCCAUAUUGUGAAAUCAGCCUGGGAUCUCAGAGCUAUACUACAAGGACACUUCUAGACACUUUGAAUCCCAAGUGGAACUUUAACUGUCAGUUCUUCAUCAAGGAUCUUUAUCAAGAUGUGUUAUGUAUCACCUUGUAUGACCGGGAUCAGUUCUCUCCCGAUGAUUUUUUAGGUCGCACUGAAGUUCCAGUAGCCAAAAUCAGGACAGAGCAGGAAAACAAGGGACCGACAACGAAACGUUUACUGCUGCAUGAGGUCCCAACAGGGGAAGUUUGGGUACGCUUUGAUCUGCAGUUGUUUGACCAGAAAACUCUUAUUUGAAAAAAACUACUAUUUUGUAAACAUAAAGGGACUAACAAAGGCAGGCAGAGCUUGUUCACAUUACAGUGGAAAAUGUUUUACAAACCAUUCUUCACCCCAGGCGGGUGUCUCAAGGAAGCUGCAGUUCUUGCUGCAACAUCGUCCCCUCUGUUUGUCCUCUGAUGUAAAUUAUAUCUUUACUGAUGUGCUUGUUGGUAAUCUAUGCAAUGUAAAAUGUACUGUGUAUAUAAGAUACUGUAGUACAGUGCCUUUAUUCAUGUUGAAACUUUGAAAUGUACAAGCCAAUCUUUCAAUUUUCAGGGCUCUUCAAAGUGUUAAUUAGGAAUCUGCCGUUUUUUAAAAAAAAGAUAUUUAAUGUGUUAGAUUAAUAUAUAGAGUGAGGAAUGGUUUAUUUGGGGGCAAGAAUCAUUCUGUCUCAAACCGAAAAAUAUAUAUUCAGUGCCCCAAUCUCAGGAUAUUAAUUACGGAGAAAAUAUGCUGAAGCCUUAGCACUUGAGGAAUCUUUAAAGAAUAUAUACUUUUAAAAACUGAGUUUGACUCUACUUGACUUAGUUCUGCAUUGAUAAGGAGAUUACAUUUGCUUUCUAAUUCAGGUCUGCUAAUCAUUUUCUGCUGAGACAAUGAGGUUAUAAAAAGGAAUAACUAGAAAUGCUGUUUUUAAUAUGGUAACCCUGUGGAUAUUUUUGGCUACUGUUUAAUAUGCGUUGUUUAUGUAAAAACUAUUUGGAUGGUUUUGCACAGAUCCCUACACAAUGUGCACCUUGAAGACUUGUCAUAGAAAAAGGCCCCAAGCUAGAGGAACUGGUUAUGUUUAAAUCCCAUUUGCUGCAGUGGGAUUUCAGUGUAGCGAAUCCCUGGAUUGCAGCCAAGAUGUGCAUAUUUUGAGUAAUGUAAGCUUGUUAAUAUAAUUUGUCUACAGCGAUAUACAGAAGCAUAUUGGUUUUCUAAAACAUAUUUUAUUGUACUGCUGAAUGUGAAAGAAUACAGAAACUAAAUUCAAGGGGAAAGUUAUCAAAAUGUAAAUUACACUUUUUUAUGGGAAUUGCUCAUAGGAUUUUAAGGAAUUAAAGUGGCAGCAAGCCAAAAUUUUUGUUUUAAAGCUACAAGUUCCACCAGGAACUCCUCUGUUGCAAAAGCCCUGCUGAAAGAGCUCCAGCAUAACUCGGACCCACUUCUGUGGGACUUGCAGAAGAAACAGUCCAGAGGAGCUGUGCUCAUUACUGGGGUGCUAAAAAGGGGUGGGGGGUCUUAGGCAUUUGGCAAACAUUAAACCAAGGAUGACUGCAACGGUCAGCAUCUUGUGUACCAUUACAAGCUGUAUGUAACUUCCAAUGGUGGCAGAAUAUAUCCUUUUGAGUUCUAAACAGAAUCGCAAAGCCAGUCCGGAUAUAAUGGCUUUCCUUGUUUUAAUGCUAAAUUAAAGAGUUUUCUGAAUGUAUGUUUUUCAGUGAAUCCGAACAACGUCCAAUAUUCUAUAAACCAUGUAUGUGACAACUACUGUUACUAGACUGAAAAAAACUAUUUCACA
This is a messenger RNA of Eublepharis macularius, 6862 nucleotides long. RefSeq names its product intersectin 2 (gene ITSN2). Gene Ontology annotation, biological process: positive regulation of Rho protein signal transduction. The transcript is spliced from 38 exons. Gene Ontology annotation, molecular function: protein binding; calcium ion binding; guanyl-nucleotide exchange factor activity. Lineage: Eukaryota; Metazoa; Chordata; Lepidosauria; Squamata; Eublepharidae. The record is from RefSeq and is a predicted model, not a curated record.